AGGGGGAGCUUUUCCGCACAACACCGGCACCUCCUGAUUUACAAAUUAAGCACAUGUCCUGUAUGAUCCAUGCAUUUUAAGGUCACGAUUAAAUUGGUGGUAAACAUUAUGUUCGUGAUAAACAUGAGGACCCCCAAGUAAGGGUUUUCUGCUAUUACUCGAGAUGGACAUUAUUUGCACGGAAGACUAUUAGAAGCAAUUUAGUAGCAUAUGUUAGUCAUGUGUGAAGCAAGGCAGCAGUGUCGAAGCUAUCAAGGAGAAUGGGCGGUUCGUAUCGCUUGUUCCUCCUCCAUAACGAACCGAAUGAAUGGCGACUCACGCAUCUGAUCACGGUCUUCCCUUUGCCUUCUACAGGGGCUUAUGAUUGGCGCCUAUGAGGAAGACACUCCCACAGCUUGGCUAUUAUUAAGUUCCAGGUUCUGUGUGAGACGGCCAACCUCAGACCACCGUUCGCCAGCCGGCCCAACCACUGACACGCAUUUUAUCCUUCCACUUCGGUGUCUGGGAGGAGACCUUUAGGUGAGUGUCCACUAACACCGUCCUCAUCCACCCGGGCUGCAACACCCACGGCCAACCCCACCUCCAUUCCCAGCCCCUCACCCCGCGGCAUCAUGGGGGACGUAGUCCAGAUGCACUUCUCCACGCCGGACUAUGUGAUCUUCGCCCUGCUGCUGGUGGCGUCCACGUGCAUCGGCCUGUUCUACGCCCUGUCCGGCGGGCGCCAGCGCACCACGCAGGAGUUCCUAUUGGCCGACCGUUCUAUGAGCUGCCUGCCCGUGUCGCUGUCACUGCUCGCCACCUUCCAGUCAGCCGUGGCCAUCCUGGGAGUGCCCUCGGAGAUCUACACCUACGGAACGCAGUACUGGUUCCUGGGAGUCUCCUACUUCCUGGGUCUGCUUGUCCCCGCCCACGUCUUCAUACCUGUCUUCUACAGGCUCCGCCUCACCAGUGCUUAUGAGUAUUUGGAGCUGCGCUUCAAUAAGACGGUUCGCAUCAUGGGCACCGUGACCUUUAUCUUUCAGAUGGUGAUCUAUAUGGGAGUGGUCCUCUAUGCACCAGCACUCGCACUCAAUGCAGUGACUGGAUUUGACCUCUGGGGGGCAGUGCUGGCCUUGGGACUGGUGUGCACCCUGUACACAACAUUAGGAGGGCUGAAAGCAGUCAUCUGGACCGACGUGUUCCAGACCAUUGUGAUGUUUGCUGGCCAACUGGCGGUCAUCAUAGUGGGGGCUCACCAGGCAGGAGGCAUGGGAGAGGUGUGGAGGAAAGCCAUCAACGGCAGCCGCAUCGCAAGUCUGGACCUGAACCCUGACCCGACGGAGAGGCACACGUUCUGGACGCUGGGCGUGGGCGGGGUGUUCCUCAUGCUGGCGCUGUACGGGGUCAACCAGGCCCAGGUCCAGAGGUACCUCAGCUCCCGCACUGAGAGGGAGGCGGUCAUGUCGUGCUACGUGGUGUUUCCCUGCCAGCAGGUGGUGUUGUGUCUGGGCUGUCUGAUGGGCCUGGUGAUGUUUGCUCGCUACGGUGAGGAUAGCCCACUGGAUAAGGGUUACGUCAAAACCAACGACCAGAUGGUGCUGUACUUUGUGAUGGAUGUGUUCAGGGACCUGCCUGGCCUACCAGGGCUGUUUGUCGCCUGCCUGUUCAGCGGCGCUCUCAGUACCAUCUCAUCAGCGUUUAACUCCCUAGCGACGGUAACCAUGGAGGACCUAAUCAAGCCUUACUGCCCGGCCAUGACGGAGGCCAAAGCCACACUGCUCUCCAAAGGCCUGGCGUUUGCCUACGGGCUGGUGUGUCUGGCCAUGGCCUACACCGCGUCUCACAUGGGCUCAGUGCUGCAGGCAGCAUUAAGUAUCUUUGGGAUGGUGGGUGGUCCUCUCCUCGGGCUCUUCUGUCUGGGAAUGUUCUUCCCCUGGGCUAACUCCACUGGUGCGAUAGUAGGGUUGGUGGCAGGCCUGGUUAUGGCCUUCUGGAUUGGCAUUGGGCAUUUCGUGUCCCGUAUGGCGGUGCCCACUACUCUGCCCCCCAUCAUCAACGGCACCGCUAUGCCCCUCCCCAGCAACAUGACCACUGCUGUCAUGACCACUGCUGUCAUGACCACUCUGAUUACCUUGAUCACCGCCAAACCAAAGCCUACGGGUGUGCAGGCCCUGUACAAUCUAUCCUAUUUGUGGUACAGUGCCUACAACUCUACCACUGUGGUGAUAGUGGGACUGAUAGUCAGCCUGCUGACUGGUCCUAUGAAGGAGAAGGACCUGACCCCAGGGACGGUGUACCCUGUCCUGGGCAACCUGCUCUUCUUCCUGCCUGAAUGCUACAGGGAGAUACGCUGCUGUGUCACCCCACUGCCACAGAAGCCCAAAGCUAUCGACACGCAUCCUUACCAGAUGGCUCGGAAGGAGAGCAAUGGAGUGUCCCAUCCCAAAGAGGAGGAGAAGACUGAGGAGACGGAGCGAGAGAAGGAUGAGGACGAGGAGACCGCAACCCCUCAGCCUUCCUGCCGACUGGCUCACACGUUGCAGGAGACGGCCUUGUAGACACCCCCUCCCCGCAACACACACACACACAGCCCCCAGCCAAGUCCCAGCACUUUCACAAGCCCCCCUACUGCUCAGCUUUCUCUGCCCCAGGGGAGAAGAUCCACAUAGGACCGGAGGGCAAUGGAGACUCAGGGUUCCUGGACAUGACUUCCAUCAAGCGCCACAGGGUCAAUGUGGAGGAACAGGGAGUUUCACCUCUGACCCUUACUUCCUGGAGAAACUGAUACACCACAAAUCGCUGGUGGUUAAGAGAGUCAGAGCCCGAGUCCUUUGCUAGAUUGAAGAAUGGUGUAAAAACGUGGUUAGUGGAUGGGGGUCCAGGGGUAUCUUGAAUUCAUUGGUACCUCAUUAACGAUGGCACUGGUCAGUUUUCCUGAACUGAAAUAACUGGAAAUCACUAGUUAUGAAACUGGAGUUUUGAGAAGAGCCAAAAUGUCUGAAUCAAGGUGGAUUCCUGGAUGGAGAAAUACUAACGCAACACAAGUGGCAAUCACGCUCCGAGCUGAGGAGAAGUCUCGUCAUUGUUGGACUGAACCAAAGCCUGGACUGUGAUCGUGUCACUCUGUGAUUUCGUCCAAUUAUGAUUGAAGGAUUGUGGCCGCGCACAAUGAGUUGUUCCAAUGACUGUGAAAAUGGACCCAAGUCUUUCUGUUUAUCGAAGAGAAUUAGGUAGCGACCAGGCAGUGAAGAGCGAGGUACUUCAGAUGUAACUGUCACUGCAUGUUAUUUUUAUAGAGAAGAUUAAGCAGGUACGUCAGAUGGACUAAGAAUAUGACAAAAUAUUUGAUGUCCCAGUAGACAACUUAAGGAAUAGUGACCGUGUUCUAGGUCCUUUUCACGUAUGAAAUUCGGUAUCCUUGAUCGGUUUCCUGAAUUGUGACAAUCUACAAAAUACGUUUUGCUUUCUCAAGAUCUGAAAAUAACCGUUUCAGAAUGUGAUUUGCGAGACACAUUCCACAUGCCGUUAGGAAGUUAGCUUGUUAACAACGGGCAAGAAGUUUCACACGACUCACGCUGCUGCGUCACAAUACCUUGUACUCUGGUCCUGGAACUUGGACCCGCCACUCACCCAGGUCCAGGAUCAGUUUGAGCCAGGGCUCAUGUUUUAUAGCUCGGAUCAGGUACCAAAUGCUCUAGGAUACGGAUCAUACAGAAAUAUGUGAAAGCGCCCUUAAUCGAUAGCUUUGGUUUCUUAAGCUCCGUACGUCUGUUUGCUUUACAUGGCCUUUGUUUAACGUUUGCCUUUCAAGCUGCUAUAGUAAAUGAAUACGUACUUAGAUAAGAGCGAGAUAAGUGCAGCAUACAGAUCUAUAGAGCACAAGGGAUCACCCUCAUUUGCCAUUUACUGGGAUCAUGUUUUUAGAGAGAGAAAGGCCAUUGAGUCUGCUCUACUUACUUCAUUGAGACAACCAGACAAACUGUUGAUUUGCUAGUGACAUUAUUGAAUGUAGAAUACCAUGUCCUCUCAAUCCAUCCACACUGUAGAUUCCAUAGUUGUCAUGAAGUGCCUCAUCAGUAGUCUGUGUUAAAUGUAGUUCUGUUAAUUUGACAACUGAUCAGUGUGUAAUCAGGAUUGUGAUCAAGUAUACUUCUGCUGUAUCGCACAGCUAUAAUGAUUCUCCAUGUGUGUCUUGGAUGUUUGUUAACUUUACGUACAUGACUUUUGGCUCGUCCCCCCACUGCUUUAACAGAGGAUAUUUAUGUCCUGUGACUGACAACGUUGGUGUUUUGUUGAUUUAAGUUGAUGUAUAGAGAGAAUCUAUUUAAUUGUCUGAUCAAAUGGGACAGCAUUGAUUCCUGUAUUGUACAUUAAGUUACUUGAAAUGUGUAUCUGUAAUCCUACCCUUUAAAUGAAGUGAAGCCCACCUCAUUCCAGGACAUGUUUCAGGUGAACUUAGUCCGAUGUGAACAGAUGUCAACUUACCCAAUGUGGGUUCAUCACUGUGUUCUAGUAAUACUGAAAUACACUCUGAGCACCAUCAAGACCAAUUCUGUUGCUGUUAUCUUUCUCUAAAGUUGGCACGGCCAUCUACCUAGAAAAUAUGUGAACUGUAGAGCGACAGGUGCACAUGAAGGCCAAAACAGUUGUAUUGUGUUUGCUUGAAUAUUAAACCCCUACAAAUCACACCAGGGAACUAACUCCAAGAUCGAAUAACACAAAAUGUACCCAUGUAAAGUGAACCUGUAAAUCAUGACCUCUUAAAUGACCAAUCCUGAGUAGUCUAUAACCAUAGCAUCAAUACCAAGUUACUAUGAAGUGUGUUUAGUUUAGGGUACAUUUAGAACGCACUUGGCCAUGAGAGAGAAGCACUUGAUCAUUUCAAACGAUAAUAAAUAUUCUGACUCUAUUUAUUGUCAAUAUUUGUAUGAAUUAUUCCUAGUAUGUAUUCCACAAAACCAUAAGCAGUGGAGUUUGGUCAACUACACUGCUUUGGCUGGGCCUUCAUUUGAUCUCUGUAUUGUAAUCUUUUUUUUAUGUUGUUGGAUUUCAUGGAUGUUGAUUGGCUCAUCCUACCAGCACACUACACAGGGGCAGCUGUGAUAGGUUGGAGUAGAGCUCCAUUUGUUCACCAAACAGAAUGUCUGUGUCCUGUUCAUUAAGUCAAAAUGGGAGUGAACGUUUUGAAAAAGAGAACAGAACUGAGCUUCCCUAUUGGAAAAGUGGUACCUUUUCCGUUUGCAAAUAGUUUCUCUAUUUUGGACACUUACCGAACAUGAAAUGAGUCUUCAAUAGAGGCUAAUUCUGUGUCUGACCACUCUAGUUGUCAUUAUUUCACAACAUUGGCAUGUAUUUGUCCUCUCAAGAUGAAAUGUUGAAGUGAAUGAAUUGUAAGUGGUAAGAUCCUUCGUUGCUCUGUUUUUGAAAAUAAAAUGUUUGAUUGGA
Messenger RNA from Oncorhynchus nerka (sockeye salmon), 5424 nucleotides. RefSeq names its product sodium-dependent multivitamin transporter-like. Gene Ontology annotation, cellular component: membrane. The record is from RefSeq and is a predicted model, not a curated record. Bases 612 to 2537 code for a protein of 641 amino acids. NCBI's taxonomy places the organism in Eukaryota, Metazoa, Chordata, Actinopteri, Salmoniformes, Salmonidae. The transcript is spliced from 16 exons. Gene Ontology annotation, biological process: pantothenate transmembrane transport; sodium ion transport; biotin transport. Gene Ontology annotation, molecular function: sodium-dependent multivitamin transmembrane transporter activity.